This is a messenger RNA of Dentiscutata erythropus, 1272 nucleotides long. The record is from the annotation of a GenBank genome assembly. NCBI's taxonomy places the organism in Eukaryota, Fungi, Glomeromycota, Glomeromycetes, Diversisporales, Gigasporaceae.
AUGCAAGACGUAAACGCAGAAACACUUAUAUUUGUCUGUUAUAAUUUGCGGCCAUCAGAUCUUCUUGCGAUGGUAUGCGUGUGCAAAUAUUUCAAAGGUGUUUUAGACGAAAAUGUCAAUCCAUUAGCCGCGGAAAUUUGGAAAAAUUCUAGAAUUAAGUUUACAAUUUUUCGAGAAAUGGAACCGCCGUCAUCAAUGAAUCAAAAAACUUUUACGAGACUAUUAACAUUUGAGAAAGGUUGUCAAUUUUGUAAAAAUAAAGAGAAACCGUUGGCAAUCUAUUGGAUACCUGGCGUUCGCUCUUGCAAGGACUGUAUGGUCCCAAGAAUUAUUAGUUCUCAUAUACUCGGAUCAACUUUUAAGAUCGAUGAUGAAGUUCUUGAACUUAUUGUACCAGUAACACAAUGCAUGGAUUUAUCAAGAUCUAUACGUAACAUGGAUUUACCAAGAUCUAUACGUAAACAUACACAUUAUUGGAACGACCAUGUUAAGAAUGUUAUCGCGUAUCUUAUGAAUGCAGAUGAUAAUAUGCGACGCGAGUUAAAUGACUUAAAAAAAGAAGUCGAAAAGAAACGUGAAGAAGCGCAAAAUUAUGAAAAUUGGAUGAUUAAUUUACGUCAAUCCUACCUUAGAGAACAAGAAGAAAUUUUUUUCAGAUUGCACGUAGGAUUGAAUAAAGAAAUAUUAACCAUGAUGAAAGAAGAUUAUGAAUACAAAAAAUUUAAGACAGAAGUCGAAAAUAAUCCUUAUUUAGAUUGGCAGCAAUAUACAUCAAGAAUUGACCCAAUCGUCCGAAGAAUUGAGAUAAUUCAAAAACGAAUAUUAAUUGUUAAACGUUUAAAGAAAUUUACAUACGCCUCAAAGAGAAGAUCACAGUAUGAAUUUCUAAGCAUUCGGGAUAAACUAUAUAUAUAUUUACCUAUAUGCCCAAGUUUCAUAAGUCCACCGGACCUCAAAACACAUGAUCCAGAAUUUUUCGAAAGAGUAAUUUUACCAACUCUAAUAAGGGAAGCUGCACAGCUUGACUUAGCUGGGACAGCCCCUCCACCAUAUUUUCUUGAAAUAGAUGGGGCGUUAACAGUUGGUAACUUUCGAAACCAUAAAAUCUUUGAAUGUCGUCUUUGUGAAAAAAGUCGCCGGUUUAAUAUCAAAAAAUUUAAAACACAUAUUAGAAGUGUUCAUGAUCUUGACGAUAGUCUAGAUAACUUACUUUUAACAGCGGAAGUGAAUUGUGAUGCGGCACUUAAAAAAUUGUUUUAUGCAUUUUUUUAA